This is a messenger RNA of Colletotrichum chrysophilum, 843 nucleotides long. RefSeq lists its product as uncharacterized. The transcript has a single exon. NCBI's taxonomy places the organism in Eukaryota, Fungi, Ascomycota, Sordariomycetes, Glomerellales, Glomerellaceae. Bases 1 to 843 code for a protein of 280 amino acids. Gene Ontology annotation, cellular component: kinetochore. The record is from RefSeq and is a predicted model, not a curated record. Gene Ontology annotation, biological process: kinetochore assembly; protein localization to kinetochore; attachment of mitotic spindle microtubules to kinetochore.
AUGGACGCGACAAAAGCGGCGCAGGUCCUGCGCAAGAUCGAAGACCUCAACGAAAACCACGAAAUCUCAAUCAUCAAGCUCAGCGAACCCAUAUCCAGCGCGGGCACACAAGAAUCACGACAACGAACCUCGGACGCAUCCAACGCCUCGCAGGAUGCGACGACGCCAGACAGCCUCGACGCCGACCUGGCGCACUACAAGGAGCUCUUCGCCAAGCUGCGUUUCUCCUACGUCGAGCAGGUGACCAAAGAAAAGUUCAUCCGCGCCAUCGUGGGCGACCCGCCCGUGAUCGUCACGCCGCAGGAAAACCUCGAGCUGGAGAAGGCGAACCUCGAGGCCAAGGCGCAGCUCAAGGCGCUCAAGGUGGAGGUGGCGGACAUGGUGACGGAGCUGGAGAAGAAGGGCAAGGAGCUCGCGAAGCGGUACGAGAGCGUGCAGCUGGACACGGCGAAGCUCAAGGAGCUACCGGACAAGAUUCUCGAGUUGGAGGAAAAGGUCGCGGAGUUGAAGGAGUCACAGGCGCCAGGGCAGAGUCCGCAGAUGAACCUGCCAUUGGCCAAGACGCUCGAGCUGGUCGACGAGAAGAAGAGGCAGCAGCAGCAGCUGGACCGCGAGUUGGAGCAGUUGCAGGCCAGGGUGCCGAGGAAGAGAAAGGAGAUGGAGAGGUUGCAGGCCGAGUUGCAGCCACUAGAGGUCAAGAGGCAGAAUAGCAAGGCCGCGGCGAAAGAGGCGCGGAGGAGAAAGGAGGGCGCAGGCGGUGAUGAAGAUGACCUUGAGGAGCGGGGUCGGUGGUUGAGAGCCAGCGAGGCGGCACUCAAGCAGAUGCUGGAUAUUCAGGGGUGA